CUCACAAGUCAAAACAAUAUUAGUCAUGGCGCUGCUUCAGUUGCUCAACUUUUUCUGUUUAUUUCUGUUGAUACAUGUUUCAUUAGAGAUUCACUCGUCUAUUCUUAACAUUGAUGAGCUUCAGCAUUCAAUGUAUGGUGUAGAAAUCUCCGCUGAGCCUGUUUUGUUGAAUAUUAAGAAUGAUAUAAACAUCAUGAAGAUUACUUCAAAACAUGGACAGCAAUAUCAAUGCAUUCUUCCUGUUUUUCUCAUGGAAAAAAAUGGACCAAAAGAAGUGAAUGUUACAACAGAAGAGAUUAACAUCUUACUGCAACCAUUAAAUGACACUUGUCUUACUCAGAUAAAUGGUUGGUGGUCUUACAAAGUUUGCUUUGGUGAUUUCAUUUAUCAAUAUCAUGAAGAAGGCAAGAAGAUUAAAGAUGUGAUUAGUCUUGGUAACUAUACAGGAUCUACCAUUUGGUCAAAUAUUACAAUAAAGGAAGACUCAAAAGGUGAGGAUAGAUAUCACAGUCAAUUCUAUGACAAUGGUACGGUAUGCGAUCUCACAGGACAACCACGAAAAUCUGAAGUUAGGUUUUUUUGCAGUGAAAGUACCAUGAAGGAUGCCAUAACACGAAUUGAUGAAAGUUCAACUUGCAGUUACAUCAUCAAUAUACACACAAAAAGACUUUGUAACCACACUGUAUUUCGACCUUCUAACUUGCCCACAAAGCAAAGCAUCACGUGUUCACCCGCUCUAAAUGAUGACCAGUACUUGAAGUAUAAGAAAUCUCAAAGUAGAUCUCAAAAAGAUGGCUCAGUUGAGGUUGAGAACAAACAAAAUAAAAAAGGCGUCAUCGAAGAUAAACGUCCUGUUGAAAACGUCAUUGAAGAUAAACGUCAUGUUGAAGACGUCAUUGAAGAUGAACGUCAUGUUGAAGACGUCAUUGAAGAUAAACGUCACGUUGAAGACGUCAUUGAAGAUAAACGUGAUGUUGAAAUUGACAAUGAAGAUGGAAGUCAUUUUGAUGGCAUAUUUUUAAAAUCUAUUGAAGGAGUAAAGAAACUGAUGGAAAGAAAAUUUUCAUCAAAUGAUGGAAAGCUACGACUGAAAAAAACGGCUAAGAAAUCUUUUAAACAUGUUGAUGUGGGUGCAGAUGAUCAUAUAAGGAUUGGCAAAGAACGUGGUAACGUGGAUGUUGAUGAUCAUGUAAGGAUUGACAAAGAACAUGAUAGCGUGGAUUUUGAUGAUAAUAUGGACAAUGAUGAUGCUAUUGUUGAAGAUGAAUGGAAUGAUGGAUUGAACUUAGAUUCGCUCAAGAAAAAACGAUUUUCUCGUACAAAAACUGACAGUGAAGACAACACGAGUGAUUAUUACCACGAGCUGAUUAACCAUUUGAAGAUCCAAUUUCGUUUUCAUAAGAAAUAUUUGGAUUCUGUGACGAGAAACAUGAAAACACGAAUUUCUAGACUCGAAAAAGGACUUGGUUCUGUCGACCCUAACGUCAAGAAGUUCUUACAAGACACGAAAAAGAAAGUUCAUCAGUUGGAACACAAACAAAGUUUGGCCGAGGAUGCCAUGAGCCGUCUAUCAGAUCUUUACGAUGCUGUUAUGGAAGACCCGAAUUACCUCAAGGCAAGUGAAGAAUUAGGGAACAUUAAAUCGAUUUUAAAUGGUUUAAUCAACAAUGUAGAAAUCCCUGAGCAAAUUGAUGAAGGUAGUUUUGAAGAGGUUGACAGCUUUAAAUCUAGAUCUCCUGGAAAUGAAUUUGGUAAACUUUUCAAGAAAUCCCGUCGAGGACUAAAUACGGGAAAGCCAAAUCUUGAUAAGGUCGUAUCGAGGCUAAAGAAAAUCAUGACGGGAAAAUUUGAUGAAGGUGAGAGGCAAGACAAUCUACGAGAUGAUCAGAUUAGUGUCCGAGUAACAAAGAUUAAAGAGACGUCUGAAGAUCUUCAUAAUAAUGAGGACCUCGACAAUAUAAUUAAUGGUAACGAUGAGGGCAAUGAUCUUGAUCAUGUACAAGAAAAUGCUGAAAUGAAGGAAGCUACAAAAAAGAUGGAGAACAUUGUUCGCAAGCAGUUAGAGAAUGUUGGUGUAAAGCACAAUGGUAAAAUCAAGGUGAAAAUAAUCACAUCAAGAGAGGCAUUAAAACGUGUUGCCGGCGGUAAAGACAAGUUUCAAUUACUGUCUCCACAAGAGACAAAUCAGUUUAGAGAUCUACUGUCCAGCAUAUUGGGCGGUGGUCAGCAAUUGAUGGAGGAACAAAGGAGGCAAGAAAUGAUGGAGGAUAAUUAUAAUCUAGUAUGGAAAGAAGAUGGUUUUACAUCUGUUGCUGCAGGCAAGGAUGAUAAAGAAUCAUCUAUAGAACAGGAUGACCAUGAUAAUAACAGAUAAGAGUUUAUCAUUUAUGCCACAAAUCCACCAAUUUCAUGAUUGGUAUUUAUAAAAGCUACAGCACACACUUUUGACUCGUUUAAAAGCAGACUAUUUCUAUUUUGACAAAAUGGAAAAGCUGGAAAGUUCCAGUUAGCUAUGUCAAAUGUUUUUCUCCCAACAAUAGUCAUGUACGUAAAACGUUUCUCGCAUUUCAAGCAAUCAAUACGCAUGACAAUAAUGAAAUUAUAAUGGCAUGGCGUUUUUUUGCCUGUGAAGGACAGAGUAGUAUAAAUUGAGAAGCGAAAAAGGAAGAAACAUCUUCUUAUGUAAAAUAUGCUACUAUUUACUUCAAUUGACAGCAAAGUAUUAUGCAUUUAGAAUGCAGUUUAGCUUUAGCUCUGAACAAUUUAAGUAAAGACAUUUGUAUAUUGUUUGUAAUAUUUUUCAAAAAUAUCACCUAGUUCAGUCAUGUACAAACAUA
Messenger RNA from Xenia sp. Carnegie-2017, 2837 nucleotides. Its product is annotated as protein OS-9-like. The record is from RefSeq and is a predicted model, not a curated record. Gene Ontology annotation, biological process: retrograde protein transport, ER to cytosol; endoplasmic reticulum unfolded protein response. NCBI's taxonomy places the organism in Eukaryota, Metazoa, Cnidaria, Anthozoa, Malacalcyonacea, Xeniidae. The transcript has 11 exons. Gene Ontology annotation, cellular component: endoplasmic reticulum lumen. Bases 26 to 2374 code for a protein of 782 amino acids.